This is a messenger RNA of Prorocentrum cordatum, 1350 nucleotides long. The record is from the annotation of a GenBank genome assembly. Lineage: Eukaryota; Dinophyceae; Prorocentrales; Prorocentraceae.
AGGAGGCGGCCCCGGCCGCGCCGCAGGCAGGCGGCGUGUUCUUGCCCUGGGCCUCAGGACCCGGAGGGACGGCGUGGUCGGCAUGGAGGCGGUGCCCGUGCCAGCCUCGCCGCCGCAGGCCACGCCGGCCAAGCGCCAGGUCCAGACGUUCGACAUCUCGACGCCCGAGAGGGCCGUGGCCGGGGCUCCAGGGGGCGCCGCGCACACGCCCGCCUGGUACUCCAAGUUUGCGGAGAAGGUGCAGGCGGGGGGCCGGGGCGCGGCGGAGGGCGAGGGCGAGCCGGCGGCCGGCGCCGGCGCCGCGGUGGAGGGCGCGGAGCUGGACGAGAUGGACUGAGGGGUGCCUCGCCGCGGCCGCCAAGUCUCACCAGUUGCUGCGACCACCUGCGAGCCCGUUACCCCUACGUGUGCAGUGGUCCCUGGGGGCCCCCCGGAUGCGCAGCGUGCGGCCUGCACGUCUCCGGCGCCCGCCUCGGCUCGGCCCGGGCGCCGCGCCGCGCGCCCUCUCUGCGCUCGCGCGCCGUGCUCGCGCGGAGUCCCUGCACGGAGACCUCCACGCGUGCCCCUGCCGGCUCCCUGGGGCCCCCCGAGGCUGCCGAGGCCGCCGGGGCCCGCGGCCCGCGGGAGGAGCCCGGGCCCGCCCCAGCGUGCCCGCGGCACACACGCGGCAGGUCGCGCGGCGGAGACGCUCGCGGCAGCGGCCCGUGGUGCCGCGGGCGGCCCUCCGUGUCCCUGGGCGGCACUCUGUGGCCGUGCCCCCCGGCUCCGCGUGGCGGCGGCCCCCGGGCCGCGAUCCCCACGGGUAAAUACGGCCGUCGAGCACUGCGUGUCGUGCCGACGCGGCUGCGACCCCUGCGCGGGCGUCCCAGGUCGAGAUCGCCGCCCGUGGCCCGGGCAUCGGCCAAGAGAGGGCACGACCGUGACCGUGCGGCCGGAACGCCGGCGGUCGUGGACGGCGGAGCGACCCCCGCGGCGUCCCGAGCCAGGGCCCGGGUCGCCACGGCGCGAGCCUGCGGCGUGGGGGCGCGGUCGUGGACGGCGGAGCGACCCACGCGGCGUCCGGCGCCAAGGCCCGGGUCGCCGCGGCGCGAGCCUGCCGCGUGGGGGCGUUUUCUGCGCGAGGGUGCCCCGCGCGGGGCGUUAUAUCCACGCGGUCGCGCAGCCACGGGAUCGCGCCCGGGGCUGCAGACCGCGAAGGCGUGGGCACGGACAUGGCCGCCGCUCGUGGUGCGCCCGGCGCGCUCGCCCCGCGCCGCCCUAGGCCCCUAGAACUAGCGGGCUGCCCUGCCGUGUGCGCUGCGCGCUGGGCGGUCGACACCUUCUCUGUGCACUGCCUGUGGCCUUGCCUGC